This is a messenger RNA of Amaranthus tricolor (Joseph's coat), 1240 nucleotides long. RefSeq lists its product as uncharacterized. Bases 50 to 1030 code for a protein of 326 amino acids. The record is from RefSeq and is a predicted model, not a curated record. The transcript has a single exon. NCBI's taxonomy places the organism in Eukaryota, Viridiplantae, Streptophyta, Magnoliopsida, Caryophyllales, Amaranthaceae.
GAUACUCUCAAUUUCGAAUCCCCCCAAAAAAAAUACAUAAAAUUUCUAAAUGGGUUCUUGCAUUAGCAAAUGCAAACCCAAAAAAACAUGCAAAAAACAACAAAAUCAUCAAAAAUGCAAAUGCCAAUGCAAUGAAAAUAAUAAUGAUAUCCAACCAAUUACUCCUAUUAAAUUAGGAAUACAAGAAAAGGUUGUAAUUUCACAAGAGCCCAUUAUUUCUUCUCCUCCAAAAACCUCUUUGUCUUGUAAAUCAUCUCCUUUAACCAUUAAAACUAGCUACCCUCCUACGAGUUCGAGCUCGAUUUCAAGCUCGAACUCGUGUAAUUUAUCUUCCUCCCUUGUAUCUUCGUCGUCUUCGAUUUUAAGCUCAAAAUCGGAUGAUAAUCAAUCUUUUUCAAAUGAAUUUCUUUGGUCUUGUGUUAAGGAAAAUCCUCAACUACUAAAAAACGAAUAUUUUCCGAUUAGGGUUUCUAAUCUUAGAAGAACUUCUUUGCCCGUAAGAAGCAGACUCGACCCUAAAUUCUCCCCUGGAAGAAAACCCAAUCAACAAUCACAAAGGGUAGUUGUUAGAUCAACAGCCCAAAAGAGGCCUCGUUGUAGCUCACCGGGUAAUUUAACCCGUCAAAAGAGUUUUCGUAGGGAGCCCGAAUUUGAGCCCAAUAAUCGGCCCGUUUCGAGAAGUAGUAGAGAUUUUAGGCCCAUGUCACCUUCUUCAAGUAGAAGGGUUAGUGGUGAAGGAAGAAGUGUGUGUUCAUCAUCAAUGAGGAAGGAUCAUGGUGCAAAUGUUAGACCUCCAAGUCCAAGGAAAAACUAUAAUAAUAAUAAUAAUAAUAAUAAUAUGAGGAGAAAUGGUAGGUCCAAAAAUUUAAUGGUAAAGAAAGAAAAAGAAGAUGUUAUAAAAGGUGUAAAUUCAAAAAUUAAGGAAUUGAGCAUGGAAGAUUUGUGUCCAAACCAAGAUCAUAUGGAUUUGAUGCCAAAUGAAGAUGCUAAUAAUCCACAUAUUGCCCUGGAUUGUUUUAUUUUCCUUUAAAUAUUAUUUUAUUUGUUUGUGCAUGUAAAAAGAAUGAUUGUAUUUUGUAUUUUGUAUUUUUGUAUGUUUGUAUGUUUGAUAUUUUUCCCUUAGUUUUUUUGGAAGUAACAAAUAUUUUGGGAUUUUUGAGUUAUUUAUGUAAUAUUAAUGGGAUAAAGAUCAAGUCUUCAAAAUUUUGAUUUAUUUUAUUUUAGGUUUUAUUGUGUGGAA